Penicillium cataractarum is the source of this 930-nucleotide messenger RNA. RefSeq lists its product as uncharacterized. The coding region runs from base 1 to 930 and encodes 309 amino acids. The transcript has 3 exons. The record is from RefSeq and is a predicted model, not a curated record. NCBI's taxonomy places the organism in Eukaryota, Fungi, Ascomycota, Eurotiomycetes, Eurotiales, Aspergillaceae.
AUGUCUCUUCAACGGGUCGCCCGCGCGAAUGUGCUGCAGCACCUGCGCCUCGGCGAUGCCUCGUCGCACCAGACUCGCGUGAUCGGAGUGCAGAAUCAACUUCGCCGUCUUUCUCUCGCCACGAACUCCCGAUUCUCGACUCCGCUGGCCGGAUCUCCCUCUGCUGUGAAAUCUCAACAGUCCCAAUCCUUUGCGACGGAGGCGACCAAGACUGAUAGUGCCAAGAAAUCAACCAAGAAGUCGACAACCAAGGAGCCCAAGGCAGAGAAGAAGAAGACCAAGCGCGUAUUGACGGAGAAGCAAAAGGAGGCCAAGGAGAAGAAGGAGAGCCGUGAGCUCAUCAAACAGCUCAAGGAGACUGCUCUGCAACCGCCCAAGAAGCUACCCCAGGUCGCUCGCUCUAUUGCUAUCCAGCACAAGAUCAAGGAAUUGAGGGAACAGUCAUCUUCGAUGACGCCGGUGGAAAUCUUCAAGGAGGCCAUUUCACAGGUUUACUCUCAGCGACUGAACGAGGCCGACCGAUUCAUCAACCAGGCCGAGGAAAACCGGGCUGCCAACGCUGCCUCCUACGAAGCCUGGAUCCAGCUAUAUACGCCUCUUCAGGUCAAGCAGGCAAACACCGCUCGCAAACACCUCCGUCGAUUGGGUCACGCCAAGUACUUUAGCCUCCAAGACGAGCGCCUGGUCAAGUUCCCUACUACUGCGUAUCUGUGGUUCAUGAAGGAGCGCCACGAGCGUGGUGACCUCAAGCACCUGCCCGUGGGUGAGUCGGCUACGCGACUUGCUGGUGAAUGGAAGAACAUGACCGACUCGGAGAAGCAGCCCUACUUUGAAAAGUCUGAUCGUGACGUUGAGCGCUAUCGCGAGGAAUACCGCGAGGCGUACGGCGAGGAGGUUCCUUCCCCGAGGGCCAAGGCGUCGUCUACCUAA